AUGGCGACCUUGCUGCGCCGUCAGAGAGACAGCUCCAAAUACAACAAGUACCCGCUCGCCAAGUUCACCGUCUCGUCUUCAUCUCCUCGUAGCAAUCAACAGCCGCAACCUGGAUCCAUCAUGUCAUCUCCAUCGACAGUACAGGAAGUUGCAGACAGCCAGGAGCUCACCAGCGACGGCAAGCGCUGUCUUUCGCAACUGGAUCGUCCAGCAAAAUUUCGACGUGUCACAGCCGAGACGGACUACGUUCCUGCUUCAAUUGAAGAUGCGCUCCUCAGGCUGAAGACGAACAGACUUCUCGAAUACAACCAACUUGUCUACAUCUUCCCAAUGGCCAAGCCCAACAUACAAGCACCAGACAACACGCUGUUCUCUCUCAUGGACAAGGUCGAGGAGUUUCUGGCAGGCGACGGUCAAGUCAUGCUGAUUAUGGGUGAAUCUGGAGCCGGCAAAUCGACUUUCAAUCGACAUCUGGAGCACCGACUCUGGCAAGACUAUGAGCCUGGAGGACGUAUCCCACUCUUCAUCAAUUUGCCAGCCCUCGACCGACCGGACAAGGAUAUGGUUGUAGAGCAGUUGAAGACGGCAGACUUUUCAGAGGGUCAUAUCUGGGAUCUAAAACAGAGCCACCAGCUUUUAUUAAUCUGCGAUGGCUAUGAUGAGAGCCAGCUCACCUCCAACUUGCACACCACCAACCUCUUCAAUCGACCUGGUCAGUGGGACGUCAAGCUGAUCGUCACUUGCCGCACCCAGUACCUCGGUCCUGACUAUCGUGAUCGCUUUGCGCCUAAGGCGACCGGUCAGUAUCACUGCACUGCCAGCAAUCUCUUUCAAGAAGCCGUCAUCGCCCCCUUCUCCAAGGAACAGAUCGAGCUGUAUGUCGAAAAGUUUGUCCCACUCAUUCCGCGGACUUGGGUCAAGAAGGACUACAUGGACAAGUUGACAACUAUCCCCAACCUCAUGGAACUGGUCAGGAACCCCUUUCUGUUGACCCUUGCUCUGGAAGCACUCCCAUCCGUCGUCAAGAACAAUACCACUCUCUCAAAUCUCCGCGUCACCCGUGUUGAGCUCUACGACACAUUUGUCGAUCACUGGCUGAAGGUCAACAAGCGCCGCUUACAGGACCAGACGCUGAAGGAUAAACACAAGGCAUUUGAAGAUCUCCUCGCGGACGGAUUUGUUCAGAGUGGCAUUGUCUUUCAGAAAGAUCUGGCAGAGGCGAUUUUUCAGGAACAGGAGGGCCGACCUAUCGUCGAAUAUUCCAACAGGCGGGACAGAUCGUCGUGGAAAGCGCGCUUCUUUGAUUCUGAACCUGAGAAAUUCCUGCUCAGAGAUUCCAGUUUGCUGAGUCGCACCGGCAACCAGUACCGCUUCAUCCAUCGAUCUGUCUUGGAGUAUUUCUUCUCCUGUUUCAUAUGGGACGCCUCCAGGGAUGAUGAUGAGUUUGCUCCGCAUAUUUAUUCAGAAGCUACUGGGGUAUCUCUUCCUGUCACCGAUCAUCCACUCUCCAAGAGGAGUCUUGUCCCCGAGCCGUCGGUGAUCCAGUUUCUCGUCGAGCGUAUCCAAAUGCAGCCAAUCUUCAAGAAAUACCUUCUCGCACUCGUUGAGCUUUCCAAGUCGAAUCCUCAUGCUAUCAUGGCUGCAGCCAAUGCCAUGACUAUCCUUGUCAGAGCCGGUGUCCGAUUCCAUGGAGCUGACCUUCGAGGCAUUCGCAUCCCAGGAGCCGACCUCACAGGUGGACAAUUCGACUCUGCGCAGUUUCAGGAUUCCGACCUAACAGGAAUCACCUUCACCAAGGCUUGGAUCCGACAGGCGGACUUCACUAGAGCACGAAUGGACGAGACACGGUUUGGAGAGCUGCCUAGUUUGCAUGAAGCGAUGGCGGUACUGUCAUGUGCAUUUUCCCCAGAUGGAAAGUCUUUUGCGACGGGUCUGGAUAACGGCAACAUCAGUAUCUACGACACAACCACCUGGACAAGGAUUCGGCUACUUCAUGGUCACAAAGCGGCCGUUCAGAGCCUCGCCUAUUCAACCACCGGCCUUCAGCUUCUCUCCGGCGGUUCUGAUGGUACGGUGCGACUGUGGGACUAUAAGAGCGACGUGACUGAUCGUAUUCUGAAAGGACAUUCCUGGGAGGUGAUAGCUGUUGCGUUUUCACCCUCAGGCAUGCAGUUCGCCUCAGCCAGCGCAGACAUGUCAGUGAAACUAUGGGACACCCGAACAGGAACCGUCACCUUUGCCAUAAACCAUUCUGGCAGUGUGACAGGGAUCGCCUAUUCGCCAGACGGGAACAACAUUGCAUCCUGCUGCCGACAUGAAAAAGUCCGAGUAUUCGACACGCAGACGGGCUUACAGGUACUGAGUUCUGGAACGAGCUACGAGAGGUACUACUGCCUUGCGUAUUCCCCUAACGGACAGUCGAUCGUCUCGGGCGACUUCUUCGGCUAUCUACAACUCUGCGACGGGACCACCAUGAUGCCGAGGAUCAAAUGGAGAGGACAUUCUGGAACAGUGACAAGCGUCGAGUUUUCGCCGAACGGCCAAUGGAUUGUGUCUGGCGGUGACGACAGUACGGUCAAGGUGUGGGGUAUAGAUGCAGCCACACUUGUCUCUGUAUUCACGGGCCACACCAGCUGCAUCACCAGUGUUGCAUUUUCCCCAGACGGCUCACUCAUUGCUUCAGGAGGCUGGGAUCGAACUGUACGGCUCUUGGAGGUGAACUCGGCUGGGUUUGGUUUCGACGUAGAUGGCGCCUUCGACUCCAAGCCAAGUGUAGCCUAUUCUCCUGAUGGACAGUUUCUCAUCUCUGGCAGUCGCGCUGGAGUGGUACAGCAACACGACGCGGAGAGUGGCGAGAUUGGUCUUGUCAUUCGCCGCCAAGAGUUCCGAGCCAAUUCUAUUGCUUAUUCAUCGGACGGUCGUCAGAUUGCGAUGGGUGGUUCAGGAGGCGAUAUCACGUUGUGGAGCGCUCACACCGGCGCCCUAGAGAUCAUUCUUCGUGGCCAUACUGAGGAUGUGAGUGCAGUUGCGUUCUCACCAUGCGGCCAAUGGAUUGCUUCCAGUGAUAAGCUGACAGUGCGACUUUGGGAUGCUCGAUCAGGCACGUCUAUUCAAGUCAUCUCUGGCGACCGCGUCUAUGCCGUUCGAUCCCUGUCGUUUUCGUACAGCGGUACUAAAAUUGCAUUUGGAGGCAACUCUGGAACAGUCCAAGUCUGGGAUGUGACGACCAGGAAGUGCAAGAUGGAAAUGGGUGGAGGCAGCUUUGGAAACAGCUUUGUGAGAUAUUUACCGAGGAGUCUUCAGGUUGUUUCCUGUGACGGUUUGAAAGGUGCUCAUUUGUGGGAUGAAGAAGAUCGACAUGCCCGAGUCAUUUUGCAGCACAGUCGUAUUACCAUCCAAGACUUUGCAUUCUCGAGUUGCGGUCAAUGGAUAGCAAGUGUUGAAGGUAACAGGGUUCACCUGUGGAGAAGCUCUCAGGAGGAGAGACCACAGGACUGGGAGUAUGUGCUGGCCGUCGAGGGUUGCUUAGGGAAGAUUGAGGAGGUUGUCUGGAGGCCUAACAAGUUGGAAUUUGCCACCGCCGAUGUGGGUGGAUCCACUCGUGUGUGGAAGGUCGUGGAGAAGUCCGGCAGAGUGCGGGUCCAAUUGGUGUGGGGUAAUGGAGGAAGUGCCCUUGUUGCCUCGGGAUCGGUCCUUGACGAUGUCGUUGGUCUUAACACGUUCAACCGGAACUUGCUGGAGCAGCCCGUUGUCGACAACGAAUACCUCUCUUUAUCGGAUGACGAAAGUUUGCAAGUCGAAUACGAUGUUGAAAACCUCCAAUGUCUCCAGUCCGAAUAUGAGAGCGAUAGUUCGAUUUCGUCGACCAGUUCUCGUGGUCACUUUCCAUUGCAGGUUCCGAUGGAACCUGAUGGCCAUUAUUAUUUCUGGGACAUCGAGCUAUAG
This is a messenger RNA of Linnemannia hyalina, 3945 nucleotides long. NCBI's taxonomy places the organism in Eukaryota, Fungi, Mortierellomycota, Mortierellomycetes, Mortierellales, Mortierellaceae. The record is from the annotation of a GenBank genome assembly.